CUUAUCAUCUCACAGAAAGUUAAACCUACAAAAAUGUACUCAAAGGUAAUUUGUUUUAUGACUCUGGCUUCUUUGGUAUGGGCGAAUGAACAUGGUACGGGGUAUUCCUCCCUGCAUAUAUCACGACAAGAUGGGAAACCAGAACUGGUUCAGGUUGGCCAUGGUGAUGGUAAAGAAGGUCACGGACAUGGUGCAAGCUACGAUUACUAUGCGUAUCCCAAGUAUAAUUUUGAAUACAAAGUAGAAGAUCCUCAUACCGGCGAUAUAAAAUCUCAACACGAGUCCCGAGAUGGCGACGUAGUCAAGGGUUACUACGCUCUUCAUCAACCUGAUGGAUCUGAGAGGGUCGUACAUUAUGAAGGAGAUAAACACACCGGUUUCCACGCGGAUGUUAAAUAUGGCACCCACCACAUUGUUCCGAAGAAACAAGAGCAAUAAAAUAUAAACUAGCCAAAUGACAUUAAAUAAUUAUAUAGAUUCAAAUUCUGUUUUAUAC
Molecule: messenger RNA, 496 nt
Organism: Danaus plexippus (monarch butterfly)
Lineage: Eukaryota; Metazoa; Arthropoda; Insecta; Lepidoptera; Nymphalidae
Product: cuticle protein 8-like
Exons: 4
Coding region: 34-438 (134 amino acids)
Cellular component (GO): extracellular matrix
Source: RefSeq, a predicted model, not a curated record